GGUUUGAACUAACCACGUGAUGAAUCAUACUUCCUCUAACAGUCGGGCCACAACUCGGUGCCUUUUCUUUUUUGAUCAGUGACACCCAGAGAUGGCGGAUACAAGAAUCACGAACCUCCAGAGUUCUGGGAAGCAGCCGCCGUUGGUCCUGCCUCAGCAGCGCAGCGCCGCACCGCAGGGAGCCGUGCACAUGCGAAUUAAGAGUUCCCAGAGCAGCGGAGAGCGUCUCAGUCAGUCCAAGUCCAUGGUGCUGCAGGAGUCUGACCUCCCUCCGAAGCCUAUAUCUCGGCACCGCAGGAAUCAGUCUCAGCAUAGCGUCCUCGCCGCAGGUGGAGCUGCCUUUUCUCAACCGCUGGUGGAACUGAAAGGAGAACACCUAAAUGUGGCUAAAAUCUCUGAGAGUGGGAAGAAGCAAAGGAAGAACUGGACUUUGAUGUGGAGCGUACUGACCUCAGACCAGCUGCUGAUUUAUAAAGACAGACAACAAGAAACUAGUCUGAAACCAGGAAGUAAGCCAGAUGUAGUUCAGCUGUGUGGAGCGGUUAUCGAGUGGAUGACGGAGAAGUCGAGCAGGAAAAACGUCUUCCAGAUCACAACCAAUACAGGAAGUGAGUACCUCCUUCAGGCUGACAGUUACUCCAUCGCCAGUAAAUGGUACGACGCCAUCAGAAAGACCGUUGACUCUUCAACUAAACUUCCUCUGCGGAGGUCCAACAGCACGGAGUACCUGCCCAGACACAGCUCCCUCCCUGGAUACGGAUCCUCCUCACCCAACACCAAGCAACGCAACCCGGUCCACAGACGCUCCAUCAAUAUGUUCAGCAGCUCCAAGCUGAAACACAGCGCCUCCGACAGCGCCGAUAAGAACGGCGUGAAGAACAGACUGAAGAAGUUCAUCUCCAGACGUCCGUCCAUGAAGACUCUGCAGGAGAAAGGCCUCAUUAAAGAUCGAGUUUUCGGUUGCCAUCUGUUGACUCUCUGCGAGCGUGAAGGAAGCACGGUGCCGACGUUUGUUCAGAUGUGUUUGGACGCCGUUGACAAGCGAGGUCUGGACGUUGACGGGAUCUACAGAGUCAGUGGAAAUCUGGCCACAAUCCAGAAACUUCGCUUCAUAGUCGAUCAGGAGGAGGACUUGGACCUGGACCACAGUCAGUGGGAAGACAUCCACGUCGUCACCGGAGCCCUCAAUGUUUUUCCGCAACUGCCAGAGCCGCUGUUUCCCUUCCGGUUCUUCCAGCCAUUUGUGGAGGCCGUCAAGAUUAAAGAAACUAAACACAAAGUUCAGGGUGAAAAACUGAUCCAGGACCUGCCCAAACCAAACCAUGACACCAUGAAGCUACUCUUUAGCCACCUGCACAGAGUCCUGGGUUUCUCCAGGAAAAACCUGAUGUCCACUCAGGGAAUCGGCAUCGUGUUCGGCCCAACGCUGAUGUGGCCUGAGCUGGCGGAAAACAUGGCGGUCAACAUGGUCUACCAGAACCAGAUUGUGGAGUUCAUCCUCAUUGAGAGCAGAGAAAUCUUCAACCUGGACAGGAAGUGAAGCGUCCUGAGGUGGAGCUGAUCACCUGACAGACUCACAUUUCCAAGUCAAAGCUAUGAGUAACUGAAUAAACAGAAACGGAAGCAGCGCCUGGUUUUGGCUGGACUGUAAAAAAACAAACAACCAGUUUCUGAUC
Molecule: messenger RNA, 1676 nt
Organism: Etheostoma spectabile (orangethroat darter)
Lineage: Eukaryota; Metazoa; Chordata; Actinopteri; Perciformes; Percidae
Gene: arhgap15
Product: Rho GTPase activating protein 15
Biological process (GO): signal transduction; regulation of GTPase activity
Cellular component (GO): cytoplasm
Source: RefSeq, a predicted model, not a curated record